UAAUUGCAUUGGUUAUAAAAUGAAUUAUUAUUUUACGAAUGAAAUGUAUUAUUGAUAAGAAUUGUUGUUUCUACCUAUAAAUAAGUUUAAUAUUGACAAUAUGGAUAAGUUUAAGAUGCUAUCCGGCGAGGAGCUUGUUAUUCAGGGAGCGAAAAAGGUCAAUAGUUCUUUACCUGAAUUAGGCUUGAAGGAUGUAAUCCCAAAUGGUUCUUGGUUGGAACAAAAACAAAUACAGAGCUCGCUAGAAGCUCGUAGACACAUCAUUGAAGUCGAACGCAUAGAAAAGUGUGGUACUUUAAGCCAAGCAGAUUGGAAUGAUGAGCUGCAGCUUGCUGAGGUGACAAAGAAUGCUGGUGGCCACUGGCAAUAUGUCGGUCACAACAUUGGCAGGCAAUUAUAUCUUUAUCCAGAGGAAGCACUAUAUUUGAUGGAAGUUAGUUGCCUUCAAUUGAAGUACAAUGAUGUCACAGUAUCAAUUCAGCAAGCAUAUUCCUUACUUUUGAAGGAUAAUAACUCACUAAUUCAAUAUAAAGUAUAUGCUUCACUGAGUAGACUGGGAUACAAGGUGUUAAGACACACUUAUGUUAAAGCGAAUGAUUCUGAAAAUGAUGAAGCUGAAGAUAAAGUACAAGACUCAUCAAGUAGUGAGAAAACAUGUCAAGUAACAGAUACUAGUACGGAAAAUGUAGAAACUAAGAGUAUGAAUGAAAACAAAGAAGGAAAUGGUGCAAACGAAAUAAAUGAAAUAACAGACUACCAAAUGAGAAACAUUUCUGAAGAUGAAAAUAGUGAUAGUACUAAAAAUGCUGAAACAAAAGAUGAUACAAUUAAAUUAAAAAGUGAUGAAACAAUUAAAGUAAUUGCUAUCACUGGAGAAUUGAAGGAUAGAGAUGAAGAAAAUAUAGAUAUGGAUCAAGAAAAGCAGGAACUUUGCGUAAAAGAAAGUGAUCAAAUUGCCGACUGUCAGAUGAGUGAUGCUUCAAGUGAUAAAAAAAGUGAAAAUACUGAAACUGCAAACCCAACAGAACUAUUAUCAAGUAGUGGUCAAGUAUGUGAAAUAACUGGUAUCACAGAAGAACAGAAGGACAGUAAAACCUUGGAUAAUAAAAAAGAAGAAAUUUUUGCAAAAGUAACUGAUGAAAUUACUGACUGCCAUAUGUCUGAUAUUUCAAUUAAUGAAAGAUGUGAUACUAAUGAAAAUAUCGAAGCUGCAGAGAAAGCAAUAAAAUCUAUUAGUAGUGAACAUACAUGUGAAGUACCUGAUAUCAUUGAGGAACAGGAGAAAAAUGAAGAAAUGGAUCAGAAAAUGGAAGAAGAUUGUGCUAAACAAACUGAUAACAUUGCUGACUGUCAAAUAACUAACAGUUUAAACCUGGAAAAUACAGAUAACAAUGAUAUGAUUGAAGGAUCUGAUAAACAAAAAGACCAUACAGAGAAUAUAAAAACAGGCUAUAAGACUGAAGGAUGUAAUGGAAGCAGUAAAGAUAUAGUUCAAAAUAUGGAAUCUAGUGAUGAACAAAGUUCAUUAGUAGACAUUCAAGAAAACUCGAAAUCGGAUGACUGUGAAAUUAUAUGUAUGGAAAGUGGUUAUACAGAUGAAAGCAAAGUAAGCUCAAGUGUUUAUUUGUGUGAUGAUGACUUCAAAGAUAUUAAAGAAAAUGAUGUUGAAAUAAGUGAAGAAAUUGUUAAUAGUAGUUCUGCAGUUAUUAUACAAAAUAAAAUAGAAAUAUUGACCUGUAGAGAGUUGAAACCUAGUAACUCAGUUAUGGUUGAUCAUUGCAUUACUGAAAACUUGCCUGAUUUUUAUCAAAAACAGGUUGUUACCAUUAAGGCUCCGGAUGAACAACUUAUACCAAGAAAUGUGUUCCUAAACAAUACUGCCUAUGUUUUGAAUUUAGAAAAUUUGAAGCUGAAAUCUGUAACUCCAGCACCAUCAUGUAGUACCCGAACAUACAGUGUUUCUGAUGAAGCUAAUGAACAGCAUGUGAGAAGAAUAGGGGGUGCUUUCUCCGGAAGUACCCACAUUCAUUUUAAUCCACAAUUCUUCCCUAAUAUGAGAUUCCCUCAACAAACACCACAGUUCCGACCAUACACCUACUGGAAUCAAUACCAAUGGACCUACCAAAGACCGUUUUUUACUAGCUUGCCUUUCAGGUUUCAAUUCCUACCAAGAAUGCAGCCUAUGUUUAGGUGCAUCCCUUCCCGUUCAAUGAUUCCUAAUCUCGAAAAUGCUGAUUCAAGAAGAGCAAGGAAAAGAAAACUCGAAAAUCCCAAAAAAUACCACUUAGAAUCCAUAAAAAAGCUGGCUUUAAAGUUAAAGAGUCUAGUAGCAUCAGGGAAUAGGCAAGAACAGAAUAUUCAGGCCUUGCAAAGACUGAUAGACACUUACAACGUGAGGUACAAAGCGAGAGUAGAACUCACAGCCCAACUGGAUAUAAUAGAAAAUGAAAUAAUCCUGGAGACAAUUUACUUGGAUGAUGAUGAUCAGUCUAGUUCAAGAAAGAAAAAGAGAGAAGAGAUGGAGUCAUAUGAUGAGAAUUUCAAUUCCUUGAAACAAUUUGCAGUGAAGAUUAAAGAUCUUGAAGCUAAAAAAAUACUUACAACGCGGCAUAAAAGAGCAUUUUCGAAUGUGGUCAAAACUUUCAAUAAAUCUUAUAAUGCUGACGUUUACUUCGAUUCAAAUUAUGAUAUCAUUGAUAAAAGACGUAUAGUUAUUGCUUCAUCAUCUGACUCAGAUUGUGCUGUUGAAGAAAUUCAGAUCUCUACGGAAGAUACUUCAAAACCACGAAAAAGUAGAAAGCUGAGAAACCCUUUUUACAUUCUGAAGCAACUCUCGGAGAAACAGAGCCCAGCCAAAAGUUCACAGGACGUAUUGAGUGAAAAUAGUCGAAUUACUUUAAAAAAGAAGUUUCAAUAUAAUGAGCAUUUAAAAAAGAUGUUUAGUAAAUAUUGGUUGCCAAGUGAAGACGAUUUUGGUAGAGCAGAAGUGCCUCUUAGAAGCGAAAUUAGGAAUCAAAUGGACCACAGUGAAGAAUUUCUUUACCAAUUUAUAAAAAGUCAACCUGUUAAAUUCAAUAACUGGCUGGAGGCAAAAAUAGCAUAUUGGCAUUCAUGUAAAGAAGCAGCUCUAAAAUACGAAGCUCAUUCUCAAAACGAGAACAUCAAAUUAGAUUCUAUAAUAAAACCUGAAGACUGCACGGACCUUCGUAAUGUGUUGAAGAAGUUGAGUAUCAUAAAGACAGCAACAGAUGUUGACGAAGAAUGCAGUCUUAGUUUACAUUUCGAUGUCUACAACAGAGAUGUGGCCAACUUUAAGAAAACCAAGAAACCAACACCACACUUCAGGGUGAUCUGUAUUGCGGAAUCAUCUACAGUUCCAUCUGGCGUGGAAUUCGCUACGCUCCACUCGAAAUACGACGAUGAUGUUGUAAUUCUAUUCGCUAUAGUAGGAACAUCUUCAAUCGCGUAUCUUCAGAUGAACCCAGUGGACUUGCCGAUGUAUUUACCCAGUAACAACCUGCCGUAAGUUAAUUUUAUAAAAGGGAAUAUAAUAAAACUGUUGAUUU
This is a messenger RNA of Cydia splendana, 3566 nucleotides long. RefSeq lists its product as uncharacterized. The transcript is spliced from 5 exons. Gene Ontology annotation, cellular component: tRNA-intron endonuclease complex. The coding region runs from base 101 to 3526 and encodes 1141 amino acids. Gene Ontology annotation, biological process: tRNA-type intron splice site recognition and cleavage. Lineage: Eukaryota; Metazoa; Arthropoda; Insecta; Lepidoptera; Tortricidae. The record is from RefSeq and is a predicted model, not a curated record.